Messenger RNA from Symbiodinium sp. CCMP2456, 198 nucleotides. The record is from the annotation of a GenBank genome assembly. Lineage: Eukaryota; Dinophyceae; Suessiales; Symbiodiniaceae.
AUGAAAGCCGUUCUGGCAGCUCGUCGGGCGGUCCCGCGCUGUGCCACCCGUCUACAAGGGCUAGGACGGAGGUACCUCUACGAGGAUGCAGUGGCAUCCGGAGCGAACGCGCGAUAUUUGGAGAACCUCUAUCUGCAGUGGAAAGUGAAUCCAGCCAAGCUGGACAGCAAAUGGAACGAUUACUUUCGCUCCCUGGAG